Molecule: messenger RNA, 904 nt
Organism: Dendrobium catenatum
Lineage: Eukaryota; Viridiplantae; Streptophyta; Magnoliopsida; Asparagales; Orchidaceae
Product: 3-oxoacyl-[acyl-carrier-protein] synthase, mitochondrial
Biological process (GO): fatty acid biosynthetic process
Molecular function (GO): 3-oxoacyl-[acyl-carrier-protein] synthase activity
Source: RefSeq, a predicted model, not a curated record
GUCAAGAGCAUUGGCUACAAAAUACAACUCUUUUCCUGAAGUUGCUUCACGACCCUUUGAUUGUGGUAGAGAUGGAUUUGUGAUAGGCGAAGGCUGUGGUAUCUUGAUACUAGAGGAACUUGAUCAUGCAAGACAAAGGGGGGCUAAAAUCUAUGCAGAAAUUCGAGGAUAUGGAAUGUCAGGUGACGCUUAUCACAUUACUCAACCACAUAAUGAUGGAAGGGGAGCUAUUCUUGCUAUGCAACGUGCGCUAGAACAGUCAGGUCUUCUUUCCAGUGAUAUAGACUACAUAAACGCUCAUGCUACAUCAACUACUCUUGGUGAUGCUAUAGAAGCCAAAUCAAUUGAAUAUGUUUUCGCUAACCAUGCAACCUCAGGUGCUUUAGCACUUUCCUCCACGAAGGGUGCUACUGGCCAUCUUCUUGGGGCAGCUGGUUCAGUUGAAGCAAUCUUUGCUGUUCUCGCUAUCCAUCACGGAAUUGCACCUUUGACAAUUAAUCUUGAAAAGCCUGAUCCAUGCUUUCACGGUUCAUUCACCCCUCUAACUGCCUCAAAAGAAAUGCCAAUCAGAGCUGCGCUCUCAAACUCAUUCGGCUUUGGUGGGACAAAUGCAUCCUUGCUCUUCACAAGUCCACCUUAACUUGAUUCUGUUUAUGUAAACUACAUAAUGCAGCAUUCGGAGCACACGCAGGGUAAGAAGCUGCACAAUUGUUGUGAUAUUCAUGCCUUAGGAAAUGUGCAUUUUUCAUUUUAUUUUUUUUUUUUUGGGUUGAACUAUUGUGAUUGAUGAUUGGUUUAGAGUUUUCUCUCUAAUUAUGAGUCUUGUGUUCUUGUAGUACAUAUAACUGAUUUUUUUUGUUACGAUUGGUGAUCAAAUUCUCCCAAAUAAAAGUUUUUACAUCUA